Messenger RNA from Orycteropus afer afer, 3954 nucleotides. RefSeq names its product myosin binding protein C3 (gene MYBPC3). NCBI's taxonomy places the organism in Eukaryota, Metazoa, Chordata, Mammalia, Tubulidentata, Orycteropodidae. The record is from RefSeq and is a predicted model, not a curated record. Gene Ontology annotation, molecular function: protein binding.
AUGCCGGAGCCCGGGAAGAAGCCAGUCUCAGCCUUCAGCAAGAAGCCCCGGUCAGUGGAGGUGGCUGCAGGCAGCAAUGCCGUGUUUGAGGCGGAGACAGAGCGGGCAGGAGUGAAGGUGCGCUGGCAGCGGGGAGGCAGUGACAUCAGCGCCAGUGACAAGUAUGGCCUGGAGGCAGAGGGCACAAGAUACACGCUGACAGUGCGGGACACAGGCUCCACGGAUCAGGGCUCCUACGCAGUCAUCGCUGGCUCCUCCAAGGUCAAGUUUGACCUCAAGGUUAUAGAAAAGGAGAAGGUGGAGCAGACGCCAGCCCCUGCCCUCCCUCCCACUGAGGCCCCUGGAGCCCCCGGAGCCUUGGCCCCAGCACCUGAGCUGGAAGGAAGCUCCCCAAGUCCCAAAGGGUCCAGCUCUGCGUCCGUUGGAGCUCCCGACGACCCUAUUGGUCUCUUUGUGGAGCGGCCGCAGGAUGGUGAAGUGACCACGGGCGGCAGCAUCACCUUCUCCGCCCGCGUCACCGGGGCCAGCCUCCUGAAACCACCCAUCGUCAAGUGGUUCAAGGGCAAGUGGGUGGAUCUGAGCAGCAAGGUGGGCCAACACCUGCAGCUGCAUGACAGCUAUGACCGAGCCAGCAAGGUUUACCUGUUUGAGCUGCACAUCACUGAUGCCCAGGCCACCUUUGCUGGUGGCUACCGCUGUGAGGUGUCCACCAAGGACAAGUUUGAUAGCUGCAACUUCAACCUCACUGUCCAUGAGGCCGUUGGGCCCGGAGACCUGGACCUACGAUCAGCUUUCCGACGCACGAGCAUGGCUGGAGGUGGUCGGCGGAUCAGCGACAGCCAUGAGGAUGCUGGGACUCUGGACUUCAGCUCCCUGCUGAAGAAGAGGCAAGUCUCUGACAGCUUCCGGACCCCACGGGACGCCAAGCUGGAGGCGCCGGCUGAAGAGGAUGUGUGGGAGAUCCUGCGGCAGGCAUCUCCCUCCGAGUACGAGCGCAUCGCCUUCCAGCACGGGGUCACCGAUCUGCGGGGCAUGCUCAAGAGGCUCAAAGGCAUAAGGCGCGACGAGAAGAAGAGCACAGCCUUUCAGAGGAAGCUGGAGCCGGCCUACCAGGUGAGCAAGGGCCACAAGAUCCGGCUGGCUGUGGAGCUGGCAGACCCUGACGCUGACGUCAAGUGGCUUAAAAAUGGACAGGAGAUCCAGAUGAGUGGCAGCAAGUAUAUCUUCGAGUCCAUUGGCAACAAGCGCACACUGACCAUCAGUCAGUGCUCACUGGCCGACGACGCGGCCUACCAGUGCAUAGUGGGCAGCGAGAAGUGUAGCACGGAGCUGUUUGUCAAAGAGCCCCCCGUCCUGAUCACACGUCCCCUGGAGGACCAGAUGGUGAUGGUGGGGCAGCGAGUGGAGUUUGAGUGUGAGGUGUCCGAGGAGGGGGCCCAGGUCAAGUGGCUGAAGGAUGGGGUGGAGCUGACCCGGGAGGAGACCUUCAAAUAUCGCUUCAAGAAGGACGGACACAAGCACCACCUGAUCAUCAAUGAGGCGACGCUGGAGGACGCCGGGCACUACGCUCUGCGCACCAGUGGCGGCCAGGCGCUCGCGGAGCUGAUUGUGCAGGAGAAGAAGCUGGAGGUGUACCAGAGCAUCGCGGACUUGACAGUGGGUGCAAAGGACCAGGCCGUGUUCAAGUGUGAGGUGUCAGAUGAGAACGUGCGUGGCGUGUGGCUGAAGAACGGGAAGGAGUUGGUGCCUGACAGCCGCAUCAAGGUGUCUCACAUUGGGCGGGUCCACAAGCUGACCAUCGACGACGUCACGCCCGCAGACGAGGCUGACUACAGCUUUGUGCCCGAAGGCUUUGCCUGCAACCUGUCGGCCAAGCUCCACUUCAUGGAGGUCAAGAUAGACUUCGUGCCCAGGCAGGAACCCCCCAAGAUCCACUUGGACUGCCCAGGUCGCGUGCUGGAUACCAUCAUCGUUGUGGCUGGGAACAAGCUUCGCCUGGACGUGCCUAUCUCCGGGGACCCUGCUCCCACUGUGAUCUGGCAGAAGUCCAUCACACAAGGCAAUAAGGUUCCAGCCCAGCCAGCCUCGGACGCCCCAGAGGACCCAGGUGCCAGUGAGGAGUGGGUGUUUGACAAGAAGUUGCUAUAUGAGACUGAGGGCCGUGUCCGUGUGGAGACCACCAAGGACCGCAGCGUCUUCACCGUUGAGGGGGCAGAAAAGGAAGACGAGGGCGUUUACAUUGUCACAGUGAAGAACCCUGUGGGCGAGGAUCAGGUCAACCUCACUGUCAAGGUCAUCGACGUGCCGGACGCUCCUGCGGCCCCCAAGAUCAGCAACGUGGGCGAGGACUCCUGCACAGUGCAGUGGGAGCCGCCUGCCUACGACGGCGGGCAGCCGGUGCUGGGCUACAUCCUGGAGCGCAAGAAGAAGAAAAGCUACCGGUGGAUGCGGCUCAACUUCGACUUGCUGAGGGAGCUGACCCACGAGGCCCAGCGAAUGAUCGAGGGCGUGGUGUACGAGAUGCGCGUCUACGCGGUCAACGCCAUCGGCAUGUCCAGGCCCAGCCCCGCCUCCCAGCCCUUCAUGCCCAUUGGACCCCCCAGCGAGCCCACACACCUGGCUGUGGAGGACGUCUCGGACACUACAGUGUCUCUCAAGUGGCGACCCCCAGAGCGUGUGGGAGCAGGCGGUCUGGACGGUUACAGCGUGGAGUACUGCCGGGAGGGCUGUUCGGAGUGGGUGGCUGCCCUGCAGGAGCUGACGGAGUGCACGUCAUUGUUGGUGAAGGACUUGCCCACAGGGGCCCGGCUGCUCUUCCGUGUACAGGCUCAUAAUGUGGCUGGGUCCGGGCCCCCCGUCACCACCAAGGAGCCUGUGACGGUGCAAGAGAUACUGCAGCGACCGCGGCUCCAGCUGCCCAGGCACCUGCGUCAGACCAUCCAGAGGAAGGUCGGGGAGCCUGUGAACCUCCUCAUUCCUUUCCAGGGCAAGCCCCGGCCUCAGGUCAUCUGGACCAAAGAAGGGCAACCACUGGCAGGGGAGGACGUGAGCAUCCGCAACAGCCCCACGGACACCAUCCUGUUCAUCCGGGCCGCCCGCCGCACCCACUCCGGCACCUACCAGCUGACAGUGAGCAUUGAGAACAUGGAGGACAAGGCCACGCUGGAGCUACAGGUUAUUGAGAAGCCAAGCCCUCCCCUGGACAUUAGGGUCACGGACGCUUGGGGUUUCAAUGUGGCUCUGGAGUGGAAGCCACCCCUAGAUGACGGCAACACGGAGAUUUGGGGUUACACGGUGCAGAAAGCUGACAAGAAGACCCUGGAGUGGUUCACCGUCCUGGAACACUAUCACCGCACUCACUGCGUGGUGUCCGAGCUCAUCGUUGGCAACGGCUACUACUUCCGGGUCUUUAGCCACAACGUGGUGGGUCUUAGUGACACAGCCGCCACCACCAAGGAGCCCGUCUUCAUCCCCAAACCAGGUAUCAAGUACCAGGCCCCCAGCUACAAGGCCUCAGACUUCUCUGAGGCCCCACGGUUCACUCGGCCUCUGGUGAACCGCUCGGUCAUUGCAGGCUACAAUGCUGUCCUCUGCUGUGCUGUCCGGGGCAGCCCUAAGCCCAAGAUUUCCUGGUUCAAGAAUGGCCUGGAUUUGGGUAAAGAUGCUCGCUUCCGCAUGUUCUGCAAGCAGGGCGUGCUGACCCUGGAGAUCCGCAAACCCUGCCCCUUUGAUGGAGGCGUCUAUGUCUGCAAGGCUACUAAUUUACAAGGCGAGGCACAGUGUGAGUGCCGCCUGGAGGUGAGAGCUUCAAGUCCCCCUCAUUCCCCACUGAGCAGAACUGUUCCAGGUGCCCAGAUCACAGAGGACACAGAGCCGAACUCCUGCACUGGAGGUUACAAUGCCAAGAACACAGACAAGAAAACACAACACAAACUUCUCAAGGACUCACAAUAG